Pygocentrus nattereri (red-bellied piranha) is the source of this 939-nucleotide messenger RNA. Its product is annotated as anionic trypsin-2-like. Gene Ontology annotation, molecular function: serine-type endopeptidase activity. Lineage: Eukaryota; Metazoa; Chordata; Actinopteri; Characiformes; Serrasalmidae. The record is from RefSeq and is a predicted model, not a curated record. The transcript has 5 exons. The coding region runs from base 72 to 809 and encodes 245 amino acids. Gene Ontology annotation, biological process: proteolysis.
GCAGAUAAAACCACUGCUAUAAAUGUAGCUGAUCUAAGGCACUGCAUCCACUCAGGCGAACAGAAGGCAACAUGAAGAUUUUAUUGUUAGCUCUUCUGGGUGCUGCAGCUGCAGCCCCUCUGGAUGAUAAGAUAGUGGGUGGGUAUGAGUGUAAGGCUCACUCUCAGCCCUGGCAGGCCUCUUUGAAUGUUGGAUAUCAUUUCUGUGGUGGCUCUCUCAUCAAUGACCAGUGGGUCGUCUCUGCUGCCCACUGCUGGGUGAAUCCAUAUUACCAGAUAGUUAUCCUGGGCGAACACCAUAUCUGGCAGUAUGAGGGAACAGAGCAGUACAUGGCUGUGGACAGCAUCUACUGGCACCAAAGCUAUAACUACCAGACACUCGACCAUGACAUCAUGCUGAUGAAGCUGGCUCACCCUGUCACUGUAAAUGAGUUUGUGAAACCCGUUGAUCUGCCCAAAACCUGCCCAACUCCUGGAAGCAUGUGUGUGGUGUCUGGCUGGGGCAAUAUCUACUCAGACUCAGUGUUCAACCCAUUCAACCUCCAGUGUGUAGAUGUGCCCAUCCUCUCUCAGGAGGUGUGUGAGAAAUCCUACCCUGGAAUGAUCACAAAUACCAUGCUGUGUGCUGGGUAUCUGGAGGGAGGCAAAGAUGCCUGUCAGGGUGACUCUGGAGGUCCUUUGGUGUGUAAUGGUGUGCUGCAGGGUAUUGUGUCAUGGGGUUAUGGCUGUGCUCAGCCUGAUUACCCUGGCGUCUACACUAAAGUCUGCGCUCUGAUGCCUUGGAUCCAUGAAAUUAUUAACAGUUAUUAGAACUUUGGACAACCAAAGAGGUCCCCAUAAGAUGCCUUUGUACAAAUAGCACUUAUCUGGUCUUACACAAUCAUUUCUGGACUUUUUUGGAACAAUAAACAAUGAAUGAAAAAUAUGUUUAGAGCUUAAA